Macadamia integrifolia is the source of this 947-nucleotide messenger RNA. RefSeq lists its product as uncharacterized. Bases 141 to 797 code for a protein of 218 amino acids. The record is from RefSeq and is a predicted model, not a curated record. The transcript has a single exon. NCBI's taxonomy places the organism in Eukaryota, Viridiplantae, Streptophyta, Magnoliopsida, Proteales, Proteaceae.
CUCAAAGUUACGGGCAUCGUCUCAGCCCGAUCAAGAAAACCGGACCGAUCUGUUGCCGCUGCCUACAUGUGUGGUUCCGUUCUUCAUCCAAUAAAUACAGAUUAAAAGCAUGAAAUGGAUCGAAACGGGCAAUAGGAAGGAUGUAUAACGAGAAGGGAACAUCAAGAGAGAAAAACAAAACCAGAGACGAGGUGGAGGAGCUACUUCUUGCGGCGGAGGACGAUCUCCUCCUCAACCUAAAUCUCAAUUCCCACCUGUCCCACUCCUCUUCUUCCUCCUCUCCCCUCGAUCACGAUCUCUCCCGUCGCUUCGAAGCUCUGAAAUCGUCAAAAAGUGCGAGGGUGCCACCGUCGCAAACGCAGCAGCAGGAGAAGACGAGCGCAGCUCCAAAAUUGACAUCCGAUUCGACGAUAAUUACUAAGAUGCCACUGCCGGAAACUCAGCAGAAGGAGAAAAGCAAAGAGGAGGAGGAGUUGGAGAGGGUUAUCGGAGCCGAUCUUUCUGCCAGGUUCGCUGCUCUCCGUGGAGAUUCUUCUUCGAAGACUUCUACAGAAUCCCAAUUGAGAUCUAAAAGUGGAGAUACAGAUGAUGAUGAUGUGGAGAAGGUGAUUCAGUGGGCCAACGAUGCAGCUCGCCUUGAUCCGUCCUCUCCCACCGAUGAAGAUGAAGAUGAAGAUGAAGAUGAAGAAGAAGAAGAAGAUGAAGACGAUGAUUAUGACGGUGAAAGUGGAGAAGACGACGAUGACGAUGUGGAACACGGAAAGAGGGAACAGACGAGGAAACGACGGCACAAGUAAUAGGUACUGUCAUUCUCUUAUGUGAUACCUAUUCUUGCUAUUGUAACUCAUCUAUACGGACCGUUUGAUUUGUUUACCUUUGAAUGUUUGACCAUGGUACAGUCAUUUGUGUUGACCGUUGAUAUUACAUAAAGGUUAUGAACUGCCAAA